This is a messenger RNA of Mastomys coucha (southern multimammate mouse), 945 nucleotides long. Its product is annotated as olfactory receptor 6C70-like. NCBI's taxonomy places the organism in Eukaryota, Metazoa, Chordata, Mammalia, Rodentia, Muridae. The transcript is spliced from 2 exons. Gene Ontology annotation, molecular function: olfactory receptor activity; G protein-coupled receptor activity. Gene Ontology annotation, biological process: G protein-coupled receptor signaling pathway. The coding region runs from base 1 to 945 and encodes 314 amino acids. Gene Ontology annotation, cellular component: membrane. The record is from RefSeq and is a predicted model, not a curated record.
AUGAAGAACCAUACAAGACAGAUAGAGUUUAUUCUUCUUGGACUGACAGAUAACCCUCAGUUACAGAUUGUGAUUUUUGUUUCUCUUUUACUAAAUUACUUGCUGAGUAUGUUAGGGAACUUAUCUAUCAUUGCCCUCACUCUGCUAGAUCCCCUUCUCAAGACACCAAUGUAUUUUUUCCUCCGUAAUUUUUCUUUUUUGGAAAUUUUAUUUACAACAACCUGUAUUCCUAGAUUUUUAAUCACCAUUGUAACCCAGGAAAAGACAAUUUCCUAUAAUGGCUGUAUUUGUCAAUUAUUCUUUUAUAUAUUCUUGGGGGGCACAGAGUUUUUCCUCUUGGCUACCAUGUCCUAUGACCGCUAUAUUGCCAUCUGCAAACCCUUGCACUAUGCAUCUAUAAUGAGCAGUAAAGUUUGUCAUCAGCUUGUCCUGGGUUCUUGGGUAACUGGAUUCCUGGUUAUUUUCCCACCACUGAUUAUUGGCCUUGAUUUGGAUUUCUGUGCUGCAAAUGUCAUUGACCAUUUCCUUUGUGAUGUUUCUCCUUUGCUACAACUGUCUUGCUCAGACACAAAUUUGCUAGAAGUGAUGGCUUUCAUCUUAGCUCUCAUGACACUCAUUGUUACAUUAGUAAUAGUCAUCCUUUCUUAUGCUCACAUUGUCAAGACAAUUAUGAAAUUCCCUUCAGCACAGCAAAAGAAAAAGGCCUUUUCCACUUGUUCUUCUCACAUGAUCGUUGUUUCCCUCACUUAUGGGAGUUGCAUAUUUAUCUACAUAAAGCCUUCAGCAAAUGAAAGAGUUACUUUGAGCAAAGGAAUAGCUGUGCUCAACACUUCAAUUGCCCCUUUGUUGAACCCAUUCAUUUAUACUCUGCGGAAUAAGCAAGUUAAACAAGCCUUUGGAGCAGUACUUAGAAAAAUAUUAUAUUUUGAGAAAUACAUAGAAUAA